This is a messenger RNA of Copidosoma floridanum, 1749 nucleotides long. RefSeq lists its product as uncharacterized. The record is from RefSeq and is a predicted model, not a curated record. NCBI's taxonomy places the organism in Eukaryota, Metazoa, Arthropoda, Insecta, Hymenoptera, Encyrtidae. Gene Ontology annotation, cellular component: endoplasmic reticulum.
UCGUCGAGCGUUCCCGACGUGCGUAAGAGAGACACCCGCAAUGGUUUGUUGUUAUUUCUAGUUUUUGCCGUUUUUUCCAGUUGUGUUGAGAAAAAAAAAAAAAAAGAAAAGAAAAAAGAAAAAAAACAACAAAAAGAAAGAAAAAGAUGCGCGCGUGUAAACAGUGAAAAGUGCUCGGCAGGGAGUGAGCGGGUGCAGAUAAAGCGUUGCUCCGUGCACGACGAAAAUGUGAAUGUGUCGUUGUGCGCAGCCAUCCGGAGUCAGGGAAAGUGUGCUUGUAUGAAAAGGGGGAGGAAGGGGAGAAGGAGCCGGACGAUGACGACCUGUACGACGGCGAAGGCGACGCAACAGUGGCGGGCGCCUCGGCAUCAGGCAAGGGCUGUCGCUGCUGAUCGGCCGCGCGGUUUAUGGAUUUUCAGUUAACGCCGGGGCCGAAGCAUGAUCACCAAGAGGAGCGAGAUUCCCCGAGUCGAACCAAAAAGUGGAGCACCGAGUAGCAAAGGGAAAAACGCAUCGCAGUUGAAUCCACCGCCACUGUAGCAAAAAUGAGGUUCGAGAACGGUUAGAGAGCAUAUUAAUUUGUGGUGUAGCAGUAGUCAGUGAAGGAGGAAAAAAGGGUCACAGACGGAGCCAACUGGUUGGAUCGCUAUGACGUGACCGGGGGAGGAUAAAUAUGACGCUUGAGGGACGCAAGAGCGGAUAAUGAGCGGCUUUUUCAACUCGCUGAGGAACCUCGCUGCUGGAGCUGCUGGCAGCGCAUCCUCGAAACAGGAGGACGACGAAGGUGAAGACACGAGGAUGAGGUUCAGCCUGACUCCGCAGCCGGGAGAGAGCGGAUUUAUUCAGUGGCUGGACGCUAUGAAAAUGGUCGCCAAACUGCAGGGUGGAAUCCCAGAGGAGUUUCGCAGAAAGCUGUGGCUGACACUCUCGGAGCGUCAUCUGGAUCAGCGGGGUGUCAACUGGCAGCAAGCUGAGAAGCUCUGCUUCAACGAGUGGAGCAAUCCCGACGACGAGGAGCUCGGCAUUCAGAUAGUUAAGGACCUUCACCGCACGGGGUGUAGCCUCUUCUGCGGCGCAGCCGGCCGUGACAACCAAGCGGUCCUGCGUCGCGUGCUUCUGGGCUACGCUCGCUGGAACAAGUCAGUCGGCUACUGCCAAGGCCUGAACGUCCUCGCGGCUCUGAUCCUCCAAGUCGUCGACAGGGACGAGUCAGCUGCAGUCAAGGUCAUGAUCUACCUAAUCGAGGGUGUCCUGCCCGAGGGAUACUUCGCGGACAGCUUAAGAGGCCUGUCGAUCGACAUGGCGGUGUUUAGGGAUCUCCUGCGCAUGCGGCUUCCUAGGCUGUCAAAGCACCUCGAGUCCCUACAGAAUGACUUGAAGGACAAGACCACGGGAAACAGUUACGAGCCGCCUUUAACGAACGUCUUUACGAUGCAGUGGUUCCUCACUCUCUUCUGCCAUUGCCUGCCGCAGGACGCUGUACUGCGAGUCUGGGAUUUGAUAUUUCUCGAGGGCGAUGAUGUCCUUUUGCGCACUGCUCUGGCCAUUUGGGAGGGUAUUUCUGAUCGGGUCAUGACCGUCACUUCGGCUGACGAGUUUUAUAGUAUAAUGGGCGUGCUCACCCGGGAGAUGCUCGAGUUCACCGACACGAAUCAUCUCGUCAAGGUAAGAAAUAAAAGUUUAGUUAAUAUAGUUACAAAUUUCAGGAGGCCACGAGUUCAUGGCAGAUCCUUCAAUGAAUCUUCUUAA